This is a messenger RNA of Leishmania major strain Friedlin, 2355 nucleotides long. RefSeq lists its product as hypothetical. The record is from RefSeq and is a predicted model, not a curated record. The transcript has a single exon. NCBI's taxonomy places the organism in Eukaryota, Euglenozoa, Kinetoplastea, Trypanosomatida, Trypanosomatidae. Bases 1 to 2355 code for a protein of 784 amino acids.
AUGUUUUCGUUGCACAGCAGUCCCGGCGCAGACGAGCUUGCCGAGAAGCUUCGUCAGCAGCUCGCCACUCUGCAGAGCUCCAGCGAUCAUAUCCAGCAGUCCCUCACGGUUCUCCGACAGCAGCCAAAACCACCUGCCUCCGUUAGUACUCCUGAUGCGCGAUCCGAACAACUCCCUGACAAGCCGCAGCACCCAGUGCCGCAGUCGGAGGAGGCUGUGCGACCCCCCGUACAGGAGCAGUCGGAGCAUGACGAGGCGGGGGACUACCCCGUGGAGAGCGCCGACGCAAAACCGCAGCCAGCGCAGGCGACCCCCGCUUCGAGCACCGCGGCACGGGGCUUGGAGGAGACGGUGCAGCAAGGACACGAACCGUCGCAGAGCGCAGAGUCGCCUGAGUGCCACGCCGAGGACUCCACUCAGAUCCCUAACACCCACGAAACACCAACGCCUACCACACUGCACGGUGUCACUGAACGCAAUGCGGACGACACAAAUCCCCUCGCCUACAACGUACCGUCAGCAGCGCUGAUUCAGGAGCUCCCCUCCUGCCACCUGCUCACGUCGGCACACACACCCGACGCGUCGCUUCACCGCAUCAACUUCUCGGCCAGCCAGCACAGCUCCUAUGGCACCAACAGCGACUGCUUCUCCCCUGUCCGAGACACCCACGCGAGCGCAGAUGAGCCGAUCCCUUAUCGUCAGGACUCCACAAACACCUCAGCUGCAUACGCCAUCGACCCCACCACGGCGCGCGAGGCGGGGGAGCACGCCGAGCAGUCGGAGGAGGCUGUGCGACCCCCCGUACAGGAGCAGUCGGAGCAUGACGAGGCGGAGGACUACCCCGUGGAGAGCGCCGACGCAAAACCGCAGCCAGCGCAGGCGACCCCCGCUUCGAGCACCGCAGCACGGGGCUUGGAGGAGACGGUGCAGCAAGGACACGAACCGUCGCAGAGCGCAGAGUCGCCUGAGUGCCACGCCGAGGACUCCACUCAGAUCCCUAACACCCACGAAACACCAACGCCUACCACACUGCACGGUGUCACUGAACGCAAUGCGGACGACACAAAUCCCCUCGCCUACAACGUACCGUCAGCAGCGCUGAUUCAGGAGCUCCCCUCCUGCCACCUGCUCACGUCGGCACACACACCCGACGCGUCGCUUCACCGCAUCAACUUCUCGGCCAGCCAGCACAGCUCCUAUGGCACCAACAGCGACUGCUUCUCCCCUGUCCGAGACACCCACGCGAGCGCAGAUGAGCCGAUCCCUUAUCGUCAGGACUCCACAAACACCUCAGCUGCAUACGCCAUCGACCCCACCACGGCGCGCGAGGCGGGGGAGCACGCCGAUCCCCGCCGAAGCGAUAACGAAGCUGGAGACGCGCAUUUGAAUGGCGAGCGCGAGGAUGUUGUGUGUCGUACGGCGGCAUCGCAGACGAUUGUGGCAGAGGGUGUAGGUGGUCUCCCGUUAAGUGCGUCUUUGCCACGCGUGCUGGACAGACCCGGGGUAUCAGGGGUGCAGCGGCGGCUCUCAGAUUGCGGGGCUGUGAAGCGACGGAUGUCAGGCAUGCCGGAAGUCAGAUGGCCUCUGCGCGGUGGUGAGAACCACGCUAGGGUGUCUGCUCUCGUCCCUUGCACUAGAUCACCGCUGCCGCAGCAGCCGCGCUGCCUCUAUCUGUACCCCUCCAAGAAAAUCGAAGGGGGAAACGCGAAGGAGCCUGAAAGAACCUUGGUGGAGCCGGCGAGUGGCGUGGAUGGAGAGCUGGCCGUCUUCGUGUCUUCUUCACUGCUGCCUGUAUCGCGCCGCCUCUUGCAGGAGGUGAGGCCCGUAACACCGCGUGAGCAGGGCCCCAACGGCACCUGUGCCACUCCUGCAAUGAGUGUCGCAACCGCAGCAUCUGCGUCGUCAGUUGCAGCCUCGAACCGCGCCGGGGACGAGGCAGGCGCACUCACCUCCACUGCGCCCGUUCGCUUCGAGCUGUUGAGCGCUGCGAAUGGCGACGUCGUGGAGCUUGACAUCCUUGCCGGGCGUCCGUACUGGGACGCCGAGAAUCCCAAGACAAUGAGCUAUACGAAGCCGAGCGCACUGCUGGAGGCAAAGGAGAAGCGGGAGUGCACCCUGUUCCGUCGCUACUCCCGUCGGUACAAAAAGCUCGUAGAAGACUCCGCAGUUCACGUGGGCGGCGAAGCCGGCGCCUCCAUCUUGAGAUCGCACGAGGCCUUCAAGGUAGCAUGCGAAGCAGCAGACCAGAAGCCGAUUCACAAGCGCAGCUUCUACGAGGGUCCCAGCGUGAAUUGGAAGAAAGUGCUUCUCGAACAGGCUGCGGCGAUGAGCAGUGUCUCGAACAGGGACGCGUAA